Molecule: messenger RNA, 351 nt
Organism: Staurois parvus
Lineage: Eukaryota; Metazoa; Chordata; Amphibia; Anura; Ranidae
Source: the annotation of a GenBank genome assembly
CACUGACUGGCACUAAUAGGCGGCACUGAUGCGCAGUGAUCGGCGAAACUGACUUGCACUGAUAGGUUGCACUGAUUGGCAGCACUGAUAGGUGGCACUGAUUGACAUUGAUAGGUGGCACUGACUGGUACUGAUGGGUGACACUGAAAGGCAGCUCAGAUGGGCACUGAUAUGUAGCAUUGAUGUGCACUGGUAGGCACUGGCAGGUGGCAUGGAUGAGCACUGACAGCUGGCACAGCUGGGGCUACACUGAUCAUCAGGGCACACUGAUUAUCAGUGCCCUGAUGAUCACUGACAUCUUCGGCUCUUUCCGUGGAUCGGUGAUCCGCUGUGUCUGAGGGACACAGUGCA